AACACAAGAUCAAUGACGACAACAAUUGAAAAGACCCCAUGAUUCUUCACAACUAAAUUAUUAUAGUAAUGUAAUGAAGCUACCAGGAAGCUCUCACUUCACUUCAAUGUGCAAGUCCAAAAGAAGCACCAUCGUGGUACCACCCAGUAUCCGAAACAGAAACCGCCAACCUCAACGAUCACGAACCUCGACACCUUCAUCGUCAACCACCAGCGAUGUCCCCAUCACAGAAUCCAGAAGCUACAUCUAUGGCGAUAAGGAAUGGUCCAAUUCAUCUUCCAUCUCAAGCCACACCUCUCUCACAAGCCUCAAACACUCCCUCCCGGAGAAUCCCCACAUCUACCACUUCUCUGAAAUCACCGCCGCCACUGUGAAUUUCUCCGGCAACCGCCUCUCCCCCUCCUCCUGGCGCUGCUCGCUACGAUCCCGCGACGUUGUUAUCUUCCAGCGCAAGCUACGCCGUCAAAUCGACCUCCCGGAUCUCCCCCACCGCCUCGCAAUCAUCUGCCGGAGCCACCACAGCAGCCUCGUGAAGCUCCUCGGAGCUUCAAUCUCCGGCAGCUACAUCUACCUCGUCUACGAGUUCACCCCCGGAGCCAGCCUCGCCGAUUGCCUCCGCAACCGGAACAAUCCUAGCUUCACCAGCCUCUCUACAUGGACGUCGAGGAUGCAGAUCGCUUCCGAUCUCGCUCACGGCCUCGACUACGUCCACAAUUUCUCCGGUUCGGGUUCGGGUUUUGUUCACAACCAUAUCAAAAGCUCAAGCAUCGUCGUCGCCGAGGAGAGUCUCGCCGCGAGGAUCUGCCAUUUCGGUACGUCGGAGCUUUGCGGCGAGGUUGUUACCGGAGAACCGUCUUCCGAACUGAGGAGAUCCGGUAGCAGGAAUGUGAGGCUGGAGGGGACGACGGGGUACAUGGCGCCGGAGUUUCAGGCUAGCGGCGUGGCGACGAUGAAGACCGACGUGUAUGCUUUCGGCGUGGUGGUUCUGGAGCUGCUGAGCGGGGAGGAGGCGGUGAGGUUUGAGUUUGGUGGUGACGGAGGGUACCGGAAGGUGUGUGUGGUGGAGACGGCGAGGGAGGCGGUGGAGGAGCACGGUGGUGGUGUGAGGUUGUGGGUGGAUAAGAGGCUGAGGGAUUCGUUUCCGGUGGAGGUGGCGGAGAAGAUGAUUCGGGUCGGGUUGGGGUGUGUGGAGGAGGAUCCGAAUGAGAGACCGGAUAUGGGUCGGGUCUCGAAUGAGGUAUCAAAGUUGUAUUUGGAGUCAAAGAAAUGGGCAGAGAAGAUGGGAACUAACAUUGACUUUUCGGUCUCGUUGGCCCCACGGUGAUAGUUCGUGGGUCAGAAUUUUUUUUAACCCAGUUAAAAUCCUUAUCAUUUAUUAUUUUUAUUUGACAAUAAAAAAGGGUGAAUGUAAUUGUAAGUACCAUAGUUUUUUCCUUAUGAAAAUCUGCAAUAUCUUGUUAAUACAUAGAAGCUCGACCAAUUGUGUAUUUUAGAAUUUGGGCUAGAAUUUGAAGGAUUCAAUGAUUCAUUGAUAUGUGUUGUAAUGGAAUUGGAUAGAGUCAUGUUCAUAUUA
Molecule: messenger RNA, 1573 nt
Organism: Lotus japonicus
Lineage: Eukaryota; Viridiplantae; Streptophyta; Magnoliopsida; Fabales; Fabaceae
Product: protein LYK5-like
Exons: 1
Coding region: 74-1324 (416 amino acids)
Biological process (GO): protein phosphorylation
Molecular function (GO): ATP binding; protein kinase activity
Source: RefSeq, a predicted model, not a curated record